CUCGUCCCAAAAUACCUAAGAGCCAAUUGAGUGGGAAAACCGGGGACCGCGGGGAGAGGGAGAGGCCAAAGCUGCUGGAUUGUUGGAGGGGGGCAUUCAUUUAGGACGUGGGUUAGCCCGGGAGCUGCCGAACGCUUGGAUUCCUCUUGGGACUGUGGUGACUUGUGGAUAGCAGGCGUGCUCUGCUGAUUCAUUUUCAUCACUGUCAACAUGGUGAUCAAAGUCUUUGUAGCCACAUCUUCGGGGUCUACAGCGAUCAAAAAGAAACAGCAAGAAGUAGUUGGCUUUUUAGAGGCCAACAAGAUUGACUUUCAGCAAAUGGACAUAGCAGGUGAUGAGGACAACAGGAAAUGGAUGAGAGAGAAUGUCCCAGGUGAAAAAAAGCCUCAGAAUGGAAUUCCUCUCCCUCCACAGAUCUUCAACGAGGAGCGGUAUUGUGGGGAUUUUGAAUCCUUUUUCUCUGCUAAAGAAGAAAAUAUUAUUUAUUCGUUCCUGGGUCUUGCUCCUCCUCCAGGCACAAAGGAGACUGAAAAGUCUGAUGCCACGGACGAAACGGAGGCACACACAGAAGACAAGGCAGAUGAAGGGGCUCAUGAAGAGUCUCAGUCUGCUCAGCCACCAUCAGAAGAUCAACAGGAAAGCAAGGAAGAACAAGCAGCAACAGGGGAGGAAGAAGAAAAGCAGGAAGAGGGAGAAGAAAAGGAAGAGGUGGAGGAGCAAGAAGAGUCUUAGUACACUUCCCUAUGACACAUUCUUGAACAGGUUUUCAGGAAGCACAAGCUGGAGCAGCCCCGCCAAAGAAAAUAAACUCACUCUCAAGCAAACGAUCACUAACUUUCAUGCCUGUAGACUUAUAUAUAAAUACAUAACAGAACAAAGACACCACUCUGUACUACCUGUGGCCUUUAUAUAUAUAUUUGGUAUUCCAAUUACUUGUUAAAAUGGGUCUUCUUAUAUCUGACUGAUGAUACUUCAGUUGAUUGUUAUAUGUUGGAAUAGUAUUGUCCAUGUCACAUUUUAGAUUGUAAGCUCCUCAGGGCAGGAACCAUGUCUUUCUCCAUGUUUAUAUACUGCCAAACAUUGCUGCCACUCAGCAGAUAACUGCACUCACACAAGUGACGUAUUCAGAGAAAAAGAAAUUCAGCACUGAAAACUGCAAAGAAGCUUCCUGUAUACAAGCUAUGUGAGUCACUUCUCCCUCAGCUGGCUUUUGAAAAUGAUUGAGAUUUCCAUUGUACAGCAGUUUAAAUAAAUGCAUUUUCUGUCAUA
This is a messenger RNA of Harpia harpyja (harpy eagle), 1269 nucleotides long. It is a transcript of the gene SH3BGR, whose product is annotated as SH3 domain binding glutamate rich protein. Lineage: Eukaryota; Metazoa; Chordata; Aves; Accipitriformes; Accipitridae. Bases 211 to 732 code for a protein of 173 amino acids. The transcript is spliced from 7 exons. Gene Ontology annotation, cellular component: cytoplasm. The record is from RefSeq and is a predicted model, not a curated record.